AUGGAGCCUAUCAAGAUCCGACUGCCUCAUCCAUACUUGACUACCUACUAUCUGAAGCCAUCCAACAAGCUUCGCGGUGGGAAACCACUUCUUCAGUUGCACAAGGCCAAAGAAGAAGAAUCUCACCCAUUCCCUCAAGCUUUAGACAACAACAAGCUUUACUUUGAGACACCGCGCAAUAUCAACCCAGAUGAUGCUGUCUCAUCCUCAGAUAACACUGCCUGGGCGCGAGCGCAGCGCAGUCCAUUGUCUCUCUUGAGCUGGGAGGGCAGCUCUGCGCCAACGGUCGGCCAAGUCUGGCUGUUCCUUUAUGCCGUAUUUACAGUGCACGAAGAGAUAGAGACUUUCCGUCUACAACUGCAAGGCCACAAUGCAACGGAUUUAGCACAAUCACUCCAACUCUCAAUGGUGGCCAUUGCUCAUCCACUUCCCGUCAACAAUGCCGUUCAAAAGUGGCAGUCUACUCCAAAUGAGCUCCUCGUCUUGCGCAACGCCUUUUGGCAAGGAUGUGCGUCUCCUCUGGGCUCUCAGCCCAUCUGGCUCCCAACCUGGAACUCUGCCAAAUCAGUUCCUCACCUUGACUUCACCAUGACCUCUACGGAAACCACGCACCGUCGCCAUCCUCGCCGCCACCCCAAGCCCACUCCCGGCUCCGUUGUCUACAGUCGCUACAUCCCCUUCCUUGAUGAACAUUUCUCGCUGGUCGCGUUGGACUACCAGAGUCCCGAGCACCUGGGUCUCUUUCAUACUUGGCAGAAUGACCCUCGUGUCGCGAAGGGCUGGAAAGAGACUGGCACUUUGGACCAGCACCGCGACUACUUGCGCCGACAGCACGAAGAUCCGCAUACCCUCACCGUUCUCGGGCGCUUUAACGACACCCCGUUCUCCUACUACGAGAUUUUCUGGGCAAAGGAGGAUAAUAUCGGUGCACACUACGCGUCUCAAGACUUCGAUCGCGGCCGUCAUACCCUUGUAGGGAAUGAUGCGUUCCGGGGCCCUCAUCGUGUGAUGGCGUGGUGGCCAAGCAUGAUCCAUUACGUUUUCCUCGAUGAUCACCGUACUGAGAACGUGAUUGGGGAGCCACUCUCUAAUAAUGACAAGGUCUUGACCUAUGACUACACAUUUGGUUUGCACCAGGAUCAGAUCAUUGAUUUGCCUCACAAGCGGGCUAGCCUUGUGAAGUGUACCCGUGAACGAUUCUUCCAGAUUUGUCCUUUCAACCAGGGAAGCCCUCACAUUGCAGGUACUGGCCUGGCUUUCAAGCCUCGCCUGUAG
This is a messenger RNA of Penicillium verhagenii, 1275 nucleotides long. RefSeq names its product GNAT family N-acetyltransferase. The record is from RefSeq and is a predicted model, not a curated record. The coding region runs from base 1 to 1275 and encodes 424 amino acids. The transcript has a single exon. NCBI's taxonomy places the organism in Eukaryota, Fungi, Ascomycota, Eurotiomycetes, Eurotiales, Aspergillaceae. Gene Ontology annotation, biological process: siderophore biosynthetic process.